Messenger RNA from Microstroma glucosiphilum, 1842 nucleotides. Its product is annotated as putative tubulin beta chain. The coding region runs from base 235 to 1593 and encodes 452 amino acids. Gene Ontology annotation, molecular function: GTP binding; GTPase activity; structural constituent of cytoskeleton. The transcript is spliced from 4 exons. Gene Ontology annotation, cellular component: cytoplasm; microtubule. Gene Ontology annotation, biological process: mitotic cell cycle; microtubule cytoskeleton organization. NCBI's taxonomy places the organism in Eukaryota, Fungi, Basidiomycota, Exobasidiomycetes, Microstromatales, Microstromataceae. The record is from RefSeq and is a predicted model, not a curated record.
CCCCCACCCACUCCCCUACCCUUUUACCACUGCCACCUUACACACAGGUCUCAUCCCCUUCCGCCCUUCUUUCUUUUCCAGAUCAUCUUCGAUCUUCAACUACCAAAGUAGUCCUUCUAUCGUCUGCACUCCCCCUUUGACAGAGCUUACUUGUCCUGGUGAUACCCCGCGCGCAUCAAGCCAGCAGCAGCCUCAUCCCAGCCACUCCAACCAACACUUCAACACUUCAACACAAUGAGAGAGCUCGUAUCUAUCGCCGUCGGUCAGGCCGGUAACCAGGUGUCGGGUGCCUUCUGGGAGGGACUCUUGGCCGAGCAUGGAAUGGACAACAGUGGUCAAUACGUUGGUAACAACCCCAACCAGAUUGAGAGAGCCAACAUCUUCUUCGAGGAGAGUGCCGUAGAGGGAAAGUGGGUGCCAAGGAGUAUUCAGGUCGAUUUGGAGCCUGGAACAAUGGACGCUUUCCGUAACGGCAAGCACGCCCACCUCUUCCGCCCGGACAACUUCGUGUCUGGUGAGAACGGUGCCGGAAACAACUUCGCCAAGGGAUACUACACCGAAGGUGCCGAGCUCAUCGACUCUGUCCUCGAGGUCGCCCGAAAGGAGGCCGAGAAGGCCGAGAUGCUCCAGGGUUUCUCCCUCACCCACUCCCUGGGUGGUGGUACAGGAUCCGGUCUCGGUACCAACCUGCUGUCCAAGCUGCGUGAGGAGUUCCCCGACCGAAUGCUCACCACCUGGAGUGUGCUCCCCUCGCCCAAGGUGUCGGACACCGUCGUUGAGCCUUACAACGCUACCCUCGCCUUCCACCAGCUGAUGGAGCACGCCGACCUGUCCUUCUGUCUGGACAACGAGGCCCUCUACGCCAUCUGCCAGAGGACCCUUCGCAAGAAGGACCCCAAUUACGAGGACCUGAAUGCCAUCAUCGCCUCGGCUAUGAGCGGAUGCACCACUACCCUCCGAUUCCCAGGUCAGCUCAACUCGGACCUGAGGAAGCUGGGUGUGAACAUGGUUCCCUUCCCCCGUCUGCACUUCUUCACAUGUUCCUUUGCUCCCCUCACCGCUCCCGGAUCGAGGGCGUACCAGCAGUUGAGCAUCCCGGAGCUCACCAUGCAAGGAUUCGACCCCAAGAACAUCAUGGCAGCUGUCGACCCCCGCAUGGGCAAGUACCUCACCGUUGCCGCCAUCUUCCGUGGUCAAAUCGGAGGACGGGCCGUAGAGGACGCCAUGAGGGAUAUCCAGACCAAGCAGUCGAACCUGUUCGUGGAGUGGAUUCCCAACAACAUCCAGCACUCGCUGUGUGACAUUGCUCCCCCCGGACUGCGCAUGUCGGCCACGUUCAUCUCGAACAGCACCAGCAUCCAGGCCCUGUUCAAGCGAACCGCCGAGCAGUUCUCGCUCAUGUUCAGGAGAAAGGCUUUCCUGCAUUGGUACACUGGCGAGGGAAUGGACGAGAUGGAGUUCACUGAGGCAGAGAGCAACAUGCAAGAUCUCAUCCAGGAGUACCAGCAGUACGAGUCGACCAGCGUCGAGGACGAGGAGGCUCUGUACGAGGGUGAUGCUACCUACGAGGAGGGUGGUGAGGAGGCAGAGUAAAAGACCCGCACCUAAUCAGUGGUCCCCUCUCCUUCUAACUGUCACGGGCUUCUUUCAACACCCCCUUGUCUGUUUUCCCUCUCCCCCUGUUAUGCCUCCGCCCACCUUUUCGACAAUGUGUUCCCCUUUCUUCUUCCUUCUCCCCGCUACCUCUUUCGCUCUUUCGCGUUCUCCUUAUGAAAGAAAAAAAGAAUAGAAAACAAGUACGUCGCUGCUGGUCCGGAGUCUAUGCACGCGAGUGUCUUCUCC